AUGCUUCGGCUGCAGGUGCUGCUGGCUCUUCUGUUGUCCUCCGGGCUGCUGGUGCGGGUCAGCACCGGAGCCCCUGACGCGGCUCACCUACUCGCAGAGGCCUUUGGGGCAGAUGCGCCACUGGACAAGGAGUCUGCUCGCUCGCUGCUGCUGAGGCUGAUCUACCAAGCGGCGGCGAGCGACGAGGCGCUCCCCGAGCUCGGCGUCGGGGUGACGUUGAUGCGGCGACAUCUUCCUCUCUCCCAAAGAGAGCGCAAGGCGGGUUGCCGCAAUUUCUUCUGGAAGACCUUCACCUCCUGUUGA
Molecule: messenger RNA, 303 nt
Organism: Syngnathus typhle (broad-nosed pipefish)
Lineage: Eukaryota; Metazoa; Chordata; Actinopteri; Syngnathiformes; Syngnathidae
Gene: sst5
Product: somatostatin 5
Exons: 2
Coding region: 1-303 (100 amino acids)
Biological process (GO): regulation of cell migration
Cellular component (GO): extracellular region
Molecular function (GO): hormone activity
Source: RefSeq, a predicted model, not a curated record